CAAGGAAAUUAAAAGACAUAAUAUUAAUGACUGACAAUGAAGUAUCCUCUAGUGAAGACUCCUUAUAAGAGGGAUAAACAAGGAAAAUAUAGCUAGAAAUGGAUUUUGAACCGCAUGAUGAAACGUCUGGCGCAAAAAGGGAUGACGAACAUACAGAAGAAUAUCGGAUCGUUCUUUUGGGGAAAACGGGAUCUGGGAAAAGUUCUACGGGAAACACUCUUUGUGGAAGAGAGGUGUUUGGUUCUCAUGUUUCGGAGUCUUCUGUUACCAAAACCUGUCAGUUCGUCGAAACGUGUCAGUUUGGCCGUCACUUGAGUAUUGUGGACACCCCUGGCUCCUUUGAUACGUCGACAUCCAAUGACGUCAUCAUGACAGAAGUGACGCGUUGUUUGGCCCUCUCUGCUCCGGGUCCUCACGUAUUUAUCUAUGUCUUUAACGCACUCUCGAGAUUCACUGCUGAGGAAGAAGAUUCGAUCAAGCAGUUUGUCGAGCAUUUCGGGGAGCGGGUAUUUGAUUACAUGAUAGUGGUGUUCACACGAUACGAUGAUCUGAAACGCCACACCACGCCAUCGAAGUACCUCUCGAACGUGUCGCCAAAUUUUCGAACGUUUUUAAACAAGUGCCGAUGGAGAGUGUGUUGGAUUGAUAACACUGCAGAUGGCUUGAACUCGUCAAAACAAGUCGAAACUUUGCUUUUUGAAGUGGGAAAGAUUAUUGAGCAAAACGGAAACAUUAGUUUCUAUUCGAACACCUUAUACACAGAGGCUGAAAAAAUAAUGAAGACGAGAGAAGAAGAAAUAAAAAAUGAUCAAAGAAAGAAUGAGAAUGAACUAAGCGUUUUAAGAAUCCGAGAGGAACAUCUGGAAAAAGAACUUAAAUCUAAAACUUGGCGAUUGAAGGAUAUUGAAAGACGUCUUCGGGAACUCGAAACAACGUCAAGGAAAAGCGUAGAGGUUCAACGCACAUCUACGCGUUCAUCCAAAUCUAAUUUUUCUACAGCUGCCUUACAAAAAGAGCAGGAAAUAAGCUAUCUUAACAAAGAGGUUGAAAAAAUAAAAUCAUCCGACCUACGUUUGAUUGAAAAACAGCGAGAGGAAAUUGCUAAACUGAAAGAGCGAUUGACAAGAAGACAUGUUAAAGGAAAUCCAAGAUCAAUGGCGCGAAAAGAGGUUUCAAGGAGGAACAGCUGUCUGAGUUCCAAGGUUUCUCGGGGAAUUCUUGCUCUAGGUAAACAUUUGCUAACAGGAAUUAUUGGGUUGCUGUUGCUGUAAUUUCCGUAGCAUCUCCAGCCUUGGGUGUUAGAAUGUACGAAAUGCCUUGACAUUUGAUAUUGUUUAUAACUUUUGUUUUUAAUUAAAGAUUUGCAAAUCUUCA
Messenger RNA from Magallana angulata, 1374 nucleotides. RefSeq names its product GTPase IMAP family member 7-like. The record is from RefSeq and is a predicted model, not a curated record. The transcript is spliced from 2 exons. Gene Ontology annotation, molecular function: GTP binding. The coding region runs from base 99 to 1271 and encodes 390 amino acids. NCBI's taxonomy places the organism in Eukaryota, Metazoa, Mollusca, Bivalvia, Ostreida, Ostreidae.